Lepidothrix coronata (blue-crowned manakin) is the source of this 1947-nucleotide messenger RNA. Its product is annotated as tubulin beta chain-like. Lineage: Eukaryota; Metazoa; Chordata; Aves; Passeriformes; Pipridae. The record is from RefSeq and is a predicted model, not a curated record. Gene Ontology annotation, cellular component: cytoplasm; microtubule. The coding region runs from base 336 to 1667 and encodes 443 amino acids. The transcript is spliced from 2 exons. Gene Ontology annotation, biological process: mitotic cell cycle; microtubule cytoskeleton organization. Gene Ontology annotation, molecular function: GTPase activity; structural constituent of cytoskeleton; GTP binding.
UUGGUCUGAAGGUCCCCAAGGUUGGUCUGAAGGUCCCCAGGGUUGGUCUGAAGGUCCCCAAGGUUGGUCUGAAGGUCCCCAAGGUUGGUCUGAAGGUCCCUGAAGGUGCUUUGAAGGUCCCCAAGGUUGGUUUGAAGGUCCCCAGGGGUGGUUUAAAGAUCUCCAGGGUUGGUCUGAAGGUCCCCAGGGGUGGUUUAAAGAUCUCCAAGGUUGGUUUGAAGGUCCCCAGGGUUGGUUUGAAGGUCCCCAGGGUUGGUUUAAGGAUCUCCAGGGUUGGUUUAAAGAUCUCCAGGGUUGGUUUAAAGAUCUCCAGGGUUGGUUUGAAAGUCCCCAAGAUGGGUCUGAAGGUCCCCAAAGUUGGUCUGAAGGUCCCCAAAGGUGAGUUCAGGGUCCCCAAAGUUGGUCUGAAGGUCCCCAAGGUUGGUCCAAAGGCCCCCAAGGUUGCUCUGAAGGUCCCCAAAGUUGGUCUGAAGGUCCCCAAAGGUGAGUUCAGGGUCCCCAAAGUUGGUCUGAAGGUCCCCGAGGUUGCUCUGAAGGUCCCCAAAGGUGCUUUCAACGCUCUUCAAAGCUCCCAACCCACCGCUGACCCCCCUUCCCCCCCCUCCCCAGGCCAAAGCGGCGCCGGCAACAACUGGGCCAAGGGCCACUACACGGAGGGGGCGGAGCUGGUGGACUCGGUGCUGGACGUGGUGCGCAAGGAGGCCGAGAGCUGCGACUGCCUGCAGGGCUUCCAGCUCACCCACUCGCUGGGCGGCGGCACCGGCUCGGGCAUGGGCACCCUGCUGAUCUCCAAGAUCCGCGAGGAGUACCCCGACCGCAUCAUGAACACCUUCUCGGUGGUGCCGUCGCCCAAGGUGUCGGACACGGUGGUGGAGCCCUACAACGCCACGCUGUCGGUGCACCAGCUGGUGGAGAACACGGACGAGACGUACUGCAUCGACAACGAGGCGCUCUACGACAUCUGCUUCCGCACCCUCAAGCUGACCACGCCCACCUACGGCGACCUCAACCACCUGGUGUCGGCCACCAUGAGCGGCGUCACCACCUGCCUGCGCUUCCCCGGGCAGCUCAACGCCGACCUGCGCAAGCUGGCCGUCAACAUGGUGCCCUUCCCGCGCCUGCACUUCUUCAUGCCGGGCUUCGCGCCGCUGACGAGCCGGGGGAGCCAGCAGUACCGCGCCCUCACCGUGCCCGAGCUCACCCAGCAGGUCUUCGACGCCAAGAACAUGAUGGCGGCCUGCGACCCCCGGCACGGCCGCUACCUGACGGUGGCCGCCGUCUUCCGCGGCCGCAUGUCCAUGAAGGAGGUGGACGAGCAGAUGCUCAACGUGCAGAACAAGAACAGCUCCUACUUCGUGGAGUGGAUCCCCAACAACGUGAAGACGGCCGUGUGCGACAUCCCCCCCCGCGGCCUCAAGAUGGCCGUCACCUUCAUCGGCAACUCCACCGCCAUCCAGGAGCUCUUCAAGCGCAUCUCGGAGCAGUUCACGGCCAUGUUCCGCCGCAAGGCCUUCCUGCACUGGUACACGGGCGAGGGCAUGGACGAGAUGGAGUUCACCGAGGCCGAGAGCAACAUGAACGACCUGGUCUCCGAGUACCAGCAGUACCAGGACGCCACGGCCGAGGAGGAGGAGGAUUUCGGCGAGGAGGCCGAAGAGGAGGCCUGAGGAGGGCGGGCGGCGUCGUCACGGAGCCCCUCGUGUGUCGUCCCGGAGAGCCGAGGGCCGCCGAGCCGCCCCCGCGGCCCCCGGCGUCGCCGGCGUCCCCCAGCGUUGUCGUCAUCGUCCUCGGUGGCAGCGGAGAGUCCCCAACCUUCACCAUGGACAUUGGAGAGUCCCUACAGUCAUCGGAGAGUCCCCAUAGUCAUUGGAGAGUCCCCGACCUUCACCAUGGUCAAUGGAGAGUCCUCAACCUUCACCAUGGUCAAUGGAGAGUCCCCGACCUUCA